Hibiscus syriacus is the source of this 348-nucleotide messenger RNA. RefSeq lists its product as uncharacterized. The transcript has a single exon. Bases 1 to 348 code for a protein of 115 amino acids. The record is from RefSeq and is a predicted model, not a curated record. NCBI's taxonomy places the organism in Eukaryota, Viridiplantae, Streptophyta, Magnoliopsida, Malvales, Malvaceae.
AUGGAUAAAAAUCCAAAUUACAUCAAAUUCAUGAAGGAAGUUCUUUCCAAGAAGAUAAGGCUCGGAGAAUUUGAUAUUGUUGCACUUGCCGAGGGAUGUAGUGCUACAACCACAAGCCAAAUACCAAUUAAACUUAAAGAUCCAGGGAGUUUUACUCAUCCUUGCAUUAUUAGUGAUAAAUUUGUAGGAAAAGCUUCAUGUGAUUUGGAUGUUAUCAUUAAUCUAAUGACAUUGUCAAAUUUUAGGAAAUUUGGAAGUGGAGAAACAAGAUCUAGCACUGUCAGUUUGCAACUUGAUGAUAAAUCAACCAUACAUCCUAGUGGCAUUAUAGAAAAUAUGUUGGUUUAA